CUGACGAUGAGGAAGAGGUACUGAGCUCCCACUUCACUCAUUCACUCAUUUACUCCUGUAGCGAAAUAGUCUUCUGUGAUUGAUAGAAUACUCCUGAGCUCCUAAUGGUGUACUCGUGUUUGUGGUGACCUGAUGGAAUAAGUCACACUGAGAGCAAAUCCAAAGUUACACAUCCCUUGUUUCCCUGUGAACUCUGCCUACCAUGGGUCCCAAGUAUCAAGGCCUCAAACGCCGCCACCCUGACAGCACUACAGCAGCAGUGCACCAGGAUGACAGUGGCAGUGAAAGUGAUGAGAGUGACAGUGAAGGUGAAUUCCAGCAAGAUGACCAAGACAGUGGGCAAGACCAGAAGGGUGUGAAUUUUCAGGAAAUGACCAUGGAAGAGUUGCUGAAGUUGCAGGAGGACAUAGGAACCAAGGCUUUCCAAAAGAAGGUACUGAAGACAGGCAGUGGCAUUUUGAGCAGCACCAGUCCUGCUGUAGAACAGAAAAGAAAGUCAAUAAAGGUAAAACGAGCCAACAAGAAUGGACCUGCUGAAGUACCAAUGGUGCGGCACGCUGUCCCUCGUCUGGCCACCCUCCAGCCAGGACAGAACAUGAAGAGAAAGAUAACCCGAGACCCGCGGUUUGACGACCUCUCUGGAAAUCUUAACUUGAGGGCAUGGCAGGAGAACUAUGGUUUUCUAAAAGAGAUGAGGAAGAAGGAAAAGGAUAUAUUGAAAAAGGAAUGGAAAGAAGAAGUGGACCCAGAGAAAAGAAAGAGAAUGAAGUCCAUUGUACAGCGCAUGGAAAACCAAGAGAGGGAGCAAGCCAGGAAGGAGAGAGAGAAAGAGGUGAAGAGGCAGCAGCAGCAAGAGCAGCGGGAUGCCUUGCGUCAGGGCAGGAAGCCUAAGUUUUUACCCAACAAAGAGCGUAAAUUGUUGGUCAAGGCUGCUCACUUUGAAGAUCUGAAAAAGGGAAACAAAGUGGAAAAAUACCUUGAGAGGAAGGAAAAGCGCCUGAAUGCAAAAGAAAUGAAAAAGAGGAAGAAAUUCUAAG
This is a messenger RNA of Portunus trituberculatus (swimming crab), 1037 nucleotides long. Its product is annotated as ribosomal RNA processing protein 36 homolog. The record is from RefSeq and is a predicted model, not a curated record. The transcript has 2 exons. NCBI's taxonomy places the organism in Eukaryota, Metazoa, Arthropoda, Malacostraca, Decapoda, Portunidae. The coding region runs from base 203 to 1036 and encodes 277 amino acids. Gene Ontology annotation, biological process: maturation of SSU-rRNA from tricistronic rRNA transcript (SSU-rRNA, 5.8S rRNA, LSU-rRNA). Gene Ontology annotation, cellular component: nucleolus; 90S preribosome.